CUCCGUACCGCGGCACAGGAAGUGAGGCAGGGCGGUUGAUUACGUUUAAGAAAACAUUUCGCGGGAGAUUAGCUGCAGACGGGCUGCCUGUAAACAGUAACGAUAAAAAAAAAAAUACUCUAAAGUCUUCACACAAUGAGUUUGUGGCUGGAUAAAUAUCGACCGACGUCCCUUGGGAAACUUGACUAUCACAAAGAACAAGCGACUCAACUGAAAAACCUGGUUCAGUGCGGCGACUUUCCUCACUUGUUGGUGUAUGGACCAUCAGGAGCGGGGAAAAAAACCCGCAUCAUGUGUCUGCUGAGAGAACUGUAUGGACCAGGGGUGGAGAAGCUUCGCAUAGAACAUCAAACUAUUGUGGCUCCAUCAAAAAAGAAAAUUGAGAUCAACACAAUAGCCAGCAACUAUCACUUAGAGGUUAACCCAAGUGAUGCGGGAAACCAGGAUCGUGUGGUGAUCCAGGAGCUUAUUAAAACUGUGGCCCAGUCCCAGCAAAUCCAGUCCAGCACUCAGAGAGAGUUCAAAGUGGUGCUGCUAACAGAGGUGGACAGACUCACUAAGGACGCCCAGCAUGCCUUGCGACGCACAAUGGAGAAAUAUAUGGCUACCUGUCGCCUCAUCCUCUGCUCGACAUCCACCUCGAAGGUCAUCGGGCCGAUCCUGAGCCGAUGUCUGGCUGUCAGAGUUCCUCUGCCCAGCACAGAGGAGGUGUGCAGCAUUCUGACAUCGGUCUGUAAAAAGGAAGGUCUGGUGCUGCCGCCUGAGCUGGCCAAGCAGAUCAGCGAAAAGUCGGGUCGCAACCUCCGCAGAGCUCUUCUGAUGUGCGAGACGUGCAGAGUGCAGCAGUAUCCAUUCUCAGCAGAUCAGGAUGUGCCAGAGCCGGACUGGGAGGUGUACCUGAGAGAAACUGCUAAUGCCAUCGUCAGCCAGCAGAGUCCUCAGAGGCUGUUGGAGGUUCGAGCCAGGCUGUACGAGCUGCUGACGCACUGCAUCCCUCCUGAUAUCAUCAUAAAGGGUUUAGUGGGAGAAUUGCUGAAUAACUGCGACGGGCAGCUAAAGGCGGAGGUGGCCCACCUGGCUGCUUACUAUGAGCACCGACUCCAACUGGGCAGCAAAGCCAUCUACCACCUGGAGGCGUUUAUUGCAAAGUUCAUGGCCAUGUACAAGAAGUUUAUGGAAGACGGCCUGGAUGCCAUGAUGUUUUGAGUUCGAGAGUUUUUGUGCCAUAAUUUGGAACAAUUUAUAGCAGUUUGGGUUUAUGUAACUAUUGGUAAAUUCAUCAGCACUGCACACAGACUAUAAACCAUUGAGAAAACACAAGUUGGAACUGGGAAGGUGGGGAAUGUAUUAUAAUGUUCAGAGAGGUUACAAUAAAUCACCAUGUUGGUAACAUG
This is a messenger RNA of Poecilia latipinna (sailfin molly), 1394 nucleotides long. RefSeq names its product replication factor C (activator 1) 3 (gene rfc3). Lineage: Eukaryota; Metazoa; Chordata; Actinopteri; Cyprinodontiformes; Poeciliidae. The record is from RefSeq and is a predicted model, not a curated record. The coding region runs from base 136 to 1206 and encodes 356 amino acids. Gene Ontology annotation, molecular function: ATP hydrolysis activity; DNA clamp loader activity; DNA binding. Gene Ontology annotation, cellular component: nucleus; DNA replication factor C complex. Gene Ontology annotation, biological process: DNA repair; DNA-templated DNA replication. The transcript has 9 exons.